Molecule: messenger RNA, 2150 nt
Organism: Vicia villosa (hairy vetch)
Lineage: Eukaryota; Viridiplantae; Streptophyta; Magnoliopsida; Fabales; Fabaceae
Product: glycine-rich protein DC7.1-like
Exons: 2
Coding region: 135-605 (156 amino acids)
Source: RefSeq, a predicted model, not a curated record
ACCAAGUAAAGGUUCCAUAAUGCUUCCUCCUUCCUCCAUUGUAUAUAAACAACACUUUCUUACUAUUUUUUCUCAAACUUAACUACCAAAUAUCCCUUUUGAAUCGAUUUGUGAAGUUUAUACUCUUGACUACAAUGGAUUCGAAAAAAGCCAUCCUCCUUUUUAGUAUAUUGGUCAUGGUUCUUCAUAUCUUCUCAAUGGUGUCCGCACGGAACUUAUCUGGGACAUCCACUAAUAUUAAAGAGGGUGAGGUAUUGAUGCUUAUUGGAGCCUCGAGGAAUAAAGUGUCGAAGGCACGGCUCCGAUUGCGCGAUUUUGGAUCAAAUAAGCAAGAUUUGUGCAGAGAGGUCCGCUUAGCGGCGUCUAAGCGCGCUUUUCAGUGGCGAACCAAUUUUCCUGGCCGCUAUGCAGCAGCUCUGGCCGCUAAGCAGAGCCCUGUUUACUGUUCUAGAUAUUUUUGUAAUACGUGUAGUCCGCUCAGCGAGGUUUGGCCGCUAAGCGGCCGUAGCAGAAAUUGUGUUUAUAUUUCUUCAUUUGUAACAUUUCUAGGGUAUGGUUUUGGAGAGUUUUUGGUUCCAACUCCAUUAUUUUCAUUCUUAGAGUAGGAUUGGCUUAGAAAACAACACCGGGUCAUGCACUUGGAAGAUCAGAGGUGGAUUUCUCAUCAACCGGAGCUGACAACCCGCAAGAUGUUUGGUUUAUCUCUUCUAUUCUUUGUGUAUUUCUUUGUGUUGGUUUUGUUAGUAUAUUUACUUGAAUCUUAUGUAUAUUUACCGAUUAUAAUGUUAUAUUUAACUUGCUUUACAAAUCCGUGUUGUUGUUAUCCUGGAUUUUUGCUCUAUGCUGGGGGUUUGGGUUGCUUUAGAGAUAAACUUCUAGAAUCCUUAUCUAGGAUGAUAAUCUGUUGGUUCUGAACUCUAGAGAUAGAUUUAGAGCUAGCAUUCACUGUGGGUAUCUGUACUUAAUGCUUUCAUGUUUGAGCGGCGCGCGAGAGAUCGCCGACGCGAGAAUACGGAUGUUCUCGCGACUUCGCGUUAGAGAUAACCUUAGUUGUGAGAUUAUCUCGUUUGUACUCCAGAGAUGGACGCUUAUGUGAGAGAUACGUGAUGACAUAUAUGAGUAUCGUAGGUUUAGUAUAACGGGUUGGUAAGUGUAUGUUUGUGAAGAGUGAAUAUAUUUACAUUCCUGAUAAGUUAUUUCUCUUCUAAGAAUGUGUUUAUUCUUUUCUUGUCCAUAUCUUUGUUUACCUUUCGUUCAUUCAAACCCAAGCUCUAAACUGUAGAAACUGUUGAAUGGCAUCUCUCCAUCUCUGAGGACGAUAAUUUCCGGAUCAAUAUUUCCAAAUCUUUUUUGUUGCUUGCCCUAUACUGCAUUCAACAAAAUGGCGCCGCUGCCGGGGAUGGUUGUGAAUUGCAUCGCAAUAGUUUUCGUGGUUUUGAGCUUUGUAUAUAUAUCGUAUAUAUUGUAUAGUUUCACUUGUAUAUAUAUUUACUUGUACAUGGUUACUUGUUUAUGUUCACCAUAUAGAUUUACUUGUAUAUGUUUGCAUACAAGUAUACUUUUGUUGGUGAAUGUUGGUGAAACACUUUGAGAUCGGACUAGUUCGUUAUUCAAAAUCUUCACUUUUCAACUUGUGAAUCCAACAUUCACCAGCUUUUCUAUUUUUUUAUGAUAAUAGUUGUUUGUGUUCCAUACUUGUGCAUAUGUGUUGGUUUGUGUACAUAAUUGUAUACUUGCGUUUUCUUUUAUGUUCGUAUAAUUGUUGUAUAUAUUUGUACCCGUAACGUUUGUUGAGUGGUUGGUUAGGACACUUUCUUUAGGCUUGUGCGGUGAGACGUCACCAUGGCAUGAUUGGAGGAAGCUACUUUCCAAACACCGAAACAAUAAAGGCGUCGAGCUAACGACGUAAAACAAGCGCUUGUUGGGAAGCACCCCAACGGUUGUAAAUGUUGUUUAUAAUUAGGAUUAAGAAGUAUUUAUGUGAAGUGGAGGAAAGUUGGAACAACUGUUUCUGUUUUGAUUUUUCAGGUUUUUCUGUCAUCCGCUAAGCGAGCCUAGCUCCGCUAAGCGAUGACAGUAAAAUUUUGUUUUCUUGCUUUGUACCAGUGGGAUUCCUAUUCCACUUGGUUCACUCCUUUUUCCCACUUUCA